AUGAGUUCUCCUUUAAGCGUGACCCAACUUUUCAACGUCAAGGACAAGAACGGAGCGAAAGUGUACAUCGCCUCUCGCAACCUCGACACCUGCCAAGCUACUGCAGACGAGCUUAAUGCCAAAGGCCCUGGUAAAUGCAAUCCGGAGGCAUGCAAGGCAUUGGCGGAUGAGAUAACCAAAAGGGAGACACGCGUCGAUGUUCUUGUCAACAACUCGGCGGUUGGAAUCGAAACUCCUGUGGAGAACACACCAGAAUCAGCGUGGAGUGAGACUCUGUCCGUGAAUGUGACGGCGCCCUACCUUCUAACGCGUUUCCUGCUCCCUCUGCUGGACGCUGCUACAACGUCCACCGACGGAGCGCGUGUCAUCAACAUUGGCUCGAUCGCUGGCUUCAUGCCGCAAAAGAUCGACACCAUCGUGUACGACACGUCCAAAGCUGCGGUGCACCACAUGACGCGCGCACUCGCGGCCAAGUUGGCUCGCCGCCCGAACGGGGGCCACAUCUUGGUGAACGCCAUUGCGCCCGGGUUGGUGCCGUCCCAAAUGACGGACGGGAUCGCAUACGUGACUGGCAAGCCUUUUGACAAGAUCAAGCAGGAAAUCCCCACGGAGAGCAUGGGUCAAGACUCGGACAUGGCUGGGUUAACGUUAGCCAUUUUCCUGGCGUCAAAGGGCUCCGGAUGGAUCUCCGGCCAGGUCAUCACAUGCGACGGAGGAAUGGUCGGCGCAGCAGAAACUGGGGUGGGUCCAUAA
Molecule: messenger RNA, 753 nt
Organism: Phytophthora sojae
Lineage: Eukaryota; Oomycota; Peronosporomycetes; Peronosporales; Peronosporaceae
Exons: 4
Coding region: 1-753 (250 amino acids)
Source: RefSeq, a predicted model, not a curated record